AUGGAAUCCACUCCCAAAGUUAAGGCUUUGCUAAAUAGGAUUGAUACGGAGAAAGAAAAAUGUGUAUUAUCCUUAGAGCAAAAACAGUUUUUUGAAGCCAAUGGGUAUCUCGUUAUCAAACGAUUAUUUGAUUUUGAAGAGUUAUACAGCCUCAAGCAGCGCUUUAUUCAAGUUGCUAAGGGAUUGGUAGAUAAAGGUAAUUCUACAAUUGUCAGGGAGGCUGUACUGCUCAAGAAGGGGUUAAAGGGGGAAGAAGCUAUUAAUAAGAUCCAAGAAAUUCACUUCGACGAUGUUUUUAUGUCUUACACGGAACACCCGAAAUUAUUGUCGGUCCUGUCCCAGUUCAUCGGUGACAACAUCCGAGUAAUGAACAGCAUGUUCAUCAACAAACCGCCCGGAACUACUCAGCAUCCACCACAUCAGGACCUGUUCUACUUCCCGUUCCGUCCGGCCGAGAAGAUAAUAGCGUCAUGGACGGCGAUCGAUGACGUCACAGAAGAAAACGGUUGCCUCUUUGUCAUCCCGAGGUCGCACAAGCUCAAUCAUCUCUACCCGCACGGACAUGCUCCGAACACAAACAAGCUGUACCACGGCAUCUUAGAUGAGAGCGUGUACGACACCGGCAAAUGGGUUCAGCUCGCGAUGUCGCCGGGAGACACGGUCUUCUUCCAUCCGCUGCUGGUUCACGGCUCAGGACCCAAUGUGGCUACUCGCUACCGCAAGGCGAUAACUGCGCACUACGCCAGCGGGAGUUGCCACUACGUGGACGUCGGUGGGACUGUGCAGGAGUUGGCCGCCAAAGACAUCGAGGCCGAGGCCAAGAGGCGAGGGUUCAACGUCUCCUUCGUGGACACUUGGCGUUACAAAAGCAAGCAGGUCAUGGGGGCGAGAUCUAAUUUAUAA
Leptosia nina is the source of this 903-nucleotide messenger RNA. Lineage: Eukaryota; Metazoa; Arthropoda; Insecta; Lepidoptera; Pieridae. The record is from the annotation of a GenBank genome assembly.